ACUUCCUCGCCUCGAACUUGUGCUUCAAGAAAGUUUAACGGUCGCGGAUGAAGUUUGCGGGAGGGGAAGAGUUAAGUGACGUCGGAGGGAGGGAGCAGGAGAGGUUCCCGUUCCCCGGCUGACACCUGAGUGUGAGUCAGAGGCAGCGGGACGUUCGGACCGGCAGGACGGAGGCUCACCCCGCCGAUCCCCCUCCCCGCACGGAGCGGCGGCGCCCUGGGGCGCGGUGCUCAGGACACAGACAGGGAAAUGAGAUUUUCCCGGUUACAGAUCGGCGUGCUGGCAGUGACAGGAUUCGCCCUUCUGAACAUCUUCCUGAACGGGAGUCAGUUCCUGCGCCAAAGUCCGGGAGAGAACCGCAGCUCCAAGAACGCCGUGGACACUCACCUCCCCACCGCCCGAGCCCCUGUCCCCCUGCUGAACAUCUCCGCUGCGUUCAGGAACUUCGUCCCGGUGAAGAAGAGCUUCUGGAACCAAAAGCAGCACCAGCUAUUCCAAACGUUGGAGGGCCUCCGUUCCCGGGGCGCUACUGAGUACGUCCCGCCACAGGAAUGCAACCAGACUGGCCUACAGGCGGAGAUCCCCGACAUACGGACCUACUCCCCGGCCCACAGGGACUUUGCGUACUACAUGAGCUGCAGAGAGCACCCUCAGAAGAUCGACCACCGGGAGAAGUGCAGCGGCAAAGUCUUCCUGCUGCUGGCGGUCAAGUCCACGGCGGCCAACUUUGAGAGGAGGCAGGCCAUCCGCGUCACCUGGGGCAGGGAGAUGAGGGUCGGGGGGGCCCAGGUCCGCACCGUCUUCCUGGUGGGCUCGGCCUCCGACCUGGGUCACGGGCCCGACCUGCAGAAGCUGCUGAACUUUGAGGAUCGCCUCCACGGAGAUAUCCUCCAGUGGGAGUUCAAGGACACCCUGUUCAACCUCACGCUGAAGGAUAACCUGUUCCUCAAGUGGGCCACCGACCACUGCCCCUCCGUCCAGUACGUCUUCAAGGGGGACGACGAUGUCUUCCUCAACACCCACGCGGUCCUAGAUUACCUCCAGUCGCUGAACAGAAACCAAAGCAAGCGGCUGUACGUCGGGCAGACGAUCGCGAACGCCAGCCCUCUGCGCGAUGUGAAGAGUAAGUACAGCAUCCCCGUGUCAUUCUACGAUGGAGCCUACCCGACCUACGUUGGGGGCGGGGGGUUCCUCUAUUCGGGCAGCUUGGUCCGGUCGCUCUACGAGGUUUCACACUACAUUCCCUUCUACCCCAUCGACGACGUCUUCACUGGGAUGUGCUUCAGCGCGCUGGGGAUCAGCCCCCUCCAUCACCAGGGCUUCAGGACCUUCGACGUCGACACCAAACACCGGGCAGACCCGUGCACCUACGCCCGUCUGAUCCUCGUCCACCAGCGCAGCCCCCUCCAGACCAUGGAGCUCUGGAAGAACCUGCAGAACCCCAAGCUCAGGUGCUAGAGCACGCGGAGCCCCCUCCCGGCGCUCCAGGGGCCUGGCGCAUGGCUUCCAUCGGCGAUCUAGACUCUGGAGGGGCAGAGCGAGACGUGCGGUCGACGGCCACACCUGGUGGGAUCGAUGCAGUGAUGAGGGAACUCCCCCGGUGACUUGAGUCUCCACUAGACCACCAAAGACACAGACCCGUGGGUCAACUAGCUCCUGUCUGGGUGGGUGGUGGAAUCCGGGGGAGUUGAUAGGAGUGCGGGGGGAAUCUCUCGAUUACCUGUUCUUCAUUGCUGUUUCAAGCUGAACCCCUGGACCUGGAGGACCGGUUGACCACCCUUUGUCUGACCUCUACCCUUUGGCCUGUUUGGCGUGGGCGACCCUACCCAGAGCCAAAGCAUAAAGCCCCGACUCCAGCCAACAUGGCUCUCCCGGGUUAGUGAGGCACGCGAGCCUCCAAACCCAAUUUCAAGGUUGUGGUCCUCUUGGAAGGUGGGGAGAAUGAAGUUGGCUUACCGUAGGGUUGUUGUAGAAGUGUGUUUGAUGACGGUUGCUGGACAGCUGACCAAAGGGCUUGUCUCCACUCAAAGAUGGGGCUCUUUGGGCACAGAGCCCACAGUAGUCUUCAAACCUGCCUGGCCUUUCCCUCCAUCCUCCUGGCUGGGCAGUGGGGCCGAGUCCAGGGUAGUCAAACCACAGACCCAGUUCUUAGAGCUACAGAGACACACAUGGGAGGGGUGGUGCUAUUUGUCCAUGCGUCACCAGAGGGGGUGGGCAGCUAAGUUAAGGCACUGGCGGAGUGUUGUGGAGUUUGUGGUGGUGGACGACAGUGUCGAGAAUCACCGCCUUUCUGUAGUGUGGGAGCUACCAAGGUGCCUGCCUACUGAUGAGUUUUUCCUCAGUAUUUAAUAUUAUUAUUGUCAAAUUUAAUUUCUCAGUAUUUAAUAUUAUUAUUGCUGAAUAAAUUAAUUCUUUGACAAGUGUUUGUCUUUCUUCCAAUCACUUUGCUGCUCAGCUGAGGC
Molecule: messenger RNA, 2462 nt
Organism: Hypanus sabinus (Atlantic stingray)
Lineage: Eukaryota; Metazoa; Chordata; Chondrichthyes; Myliobatiformes; Dasyatidae
Product: N-acetyllactosaminide beta-1,3-N-acetylglucosaminyltransferase 2-like
Exons: 2
Coding region: 250-1458 (402 amino acids)
Cellular component (GO): membrane
Molecular function (GO): protein N-acetylglucosaminyltransferase activity
Source: RefSeq, a predicted model, not a curated record